This is a messenger RNA of Heterocephalus glaber (naked mole-rat), 4648 nucleotides long. RefSeq names its product serine incorporator 5 (gene Serinc5). The record is from RefSeq and is a predicted model, not a curated record. NCBI's taxonomy places the organism in Eukaryota, Metazoa, Chordata, Mammalia, Rodentia, Bathyergidae. Gene Ontology annotation, cellular component: membrane.
CCCCGGUGGCGACGUGUCGGGACUGAGCCUUGUCCACCAGGGCUCCGAGGGUCACGUCUGCUCCCGGGGUUUCUUUUGUUCAUGCAUUUCAAUCGGAAGUGCAGUGAGGCCUGCUGGCUCAGACCACAGGGCUCGGACAGCAGAGGAGGCUGGCCUGCUGCUGCGGGACGGCGGGGUGCUCUCUCUGCUGCAGCUGCUGCCCCAAGAUCCGACAGUCGCGGACCACCCGCUUCAUGUACGCGCUCUACUUCAUCCUGGUCGUCCUGCUGUGCUGCCUGAUGAUGUCGCCCACCGUGGCCAAGGCCAUGCGGGAGCAUAUCCCCUUUUUCGAAGACAUCUGUAAGGGCAUCCGGGCCGGCGACGCGUGCGAGAAGCUGGUGGGCUACUCGGCGGUGUACCGGGUCUGCUUUGGCAUGGCGUGCUUCUUCUUCGUCUUCUGCCUGCUCACCUUGGGGGUCAACAGCAGCAAAGGCUGUCGGGCCCACAUCCACAACGGCUUCUGGUUCUUCAAGCUGCUGCUGCUGGGGGCCAUGUGCUCUGGUGCCUUCUUCAUUCCGGACCAGGACACCUUUCUGGAAGCCUGGCGCUACGUGGGGGCCGUCGGGGCCUUCCUCUUCAUAGUCAUCCAGCUGCUGCUCCUGGUGGAGUUCGCGCACAAGUGGAACAAGAACUGGAUGGCUGGCACCGCCACCAACAAGCUGUGGUUCGCAUCCCUGUCGCUGGUCACGCUGCUCAUGUACUCCAUUGCCACUGGAGGCCUGGUGCUCUUGGCUGUGUUUUACACCCAGCUUGAGGGCUGCGUGCAGAACAAGAUCUUCCUGGCUGUGAACGGAGGCCUGUGCCUGCUGAUCUCCGGUGCUGCCAUCUCCCCUUGCGUCCAGAACCGACAGCCGCACUCGGGGCUGCUGCAGUCGGGGCUCAUCAGCUGCUACGUGACCUAUCUCACCUUCUCGGCGCUGUCCAGCAAGCCCGUGGAAGUGGUCCGUGAUGAGCAUGGGAAGAACGUGACGCUCUGCGUGCCCCACUUUGGCCAGGACCUGUCCCGAGACGAGAACCUGGUGACCAAGCUGGGCACUGGGCUCCUCAUCGCCUGCAUCCUGUACUCGUGCUUGACGUCCACCACGAGAUCGAGUUCUGACGCCCUGCAGGGCCGAUAUGCAGCUCCGGAGCUGGAGGUGGCCCGCUGCUGCUUCUGCUUCGGCAACGACGUGGCAGAGGACCCCGAGGAGCAGCCGGCUGGGAAGGGGCGCCAGCGCGUCCUCUACGACGAGAAGAAGGGCACUGUGUACAGCUACCCCUACUUCCAUGCCGUCUUCCUGCUGGCCUCGCUCUACAUGAUGAUGACCCUCACCAACUGGUUCCACUACGAGAGUGCCAGCAUCCACACCUUCUUCCGCCAGAGCUGGUCUGUCUUCUGGGUCAAGAUGGCCUCGUGCUGGACGUGCAUGCUGCUGUACCUGUGGACGCUGGUGGCGCCGCUCUGCUGCCCCUCCCGGCAGUUCUCUGUGUGACCGCGUGGCCCUGUCCUCCCGACAAGUGCACCAAGGCUCUCAGUGAUGCCCGGGGCCCAGGCGAAGCCGGUGCCUCUUGCCUGUCUUAAGUGUGUCUCACAAAGCUCUCCAGAAUCAAAGGAUAUUCUGCUUUGCUUUUUAAUUCACAGCUUAAUGAGAAAUUACCAUUUGUCUAAAGGAAUUGAAAUGUUCGACCCAACUGAUUGUGGGAUAUACAUAUGUAUUUUGGUGUCUUCAUCCCAGAAACCAGGUAGAACUUCUGUUACUGUUUUUCUUGGGUGCAUUUCUACCUAACCAGAACUUGGGGCUCACAUCUUCUCAUGAGGGUAACAUCAACUCAUGCAGCCUGGCAUUCGCGCCUUGGUAUCAGAGAAACACGCGAGCCCUGAGUCCCGCCCUCUGAGAACCCGGCCUGCUCCUCGCUCCCCUGCUGGGACCCUCAUCCCCAGGGCCCUGCCCGUGCUGCCCAGUAUUUAUGGGGCCCAGAGGGAGCAGCUGCCUUCAGUCCCCCUGGAGCCCCGGCCCUUUGGGGUGCGGUGCGGGCCAUCGCAGCCUCCCCCGAUUGCCUUCCUCCUGGCCCGGCACCCUCCUCAGGAUGUGAAGCACGACUCUGCUGUCUCUGCCUUGCGAUUGAUCGUCCCAUCUCCGCCCUCCCCGUCCCAGCUGGACGAAGGAAUGGCGCGGUCACACCUUUGCUCUGUGUCAGCAGCGAGGGCCAUGGGUCCUUUUGUAUUUGCUGUAACAGUAACGCUCCAAGGGCCCCCUGGGGGUGGGGGGCAGCGCUUCUGGGCCCACGGAGAAGCAGGGGCACUCUGACUCCCUGAUCAGUGCCUGGCCACCCUGCUAAUGCCCACUGUGGGUUCCUUGGAGUGAUACGAGGGCCCCCGGCCACUCUGCCAGUGGGGGUGCCGGGUAGGCAGCUGCUGGAGGUGACUGAGGACAGCUGGUAGAAUGGGGCGGGGGUGCUUAGGUGUGUUUGAGCUGCCAGCAGCAUCCCUAGAAGUGCCAGAGUCUGUUUGUGGAGGGUCCUCAGAGAAAGCUGCUCGCAGCUGCCUAGGAUAUGCAUGUCCCGAGUCCGUGUCCUCAGGUGGGGAGGGGUCUGCUGGGCCUGGGGCAGCGCUGGGGCCAUUCUGGGGUCACUUCCUGCAGCCUGUAGCCUGGACAUCUGCUCUGCUCUCGGUACCAAUUGGGCAGAAUUGGGUCCACCGGGCGUCAUGUGGGUGGGUGGGGGCACUGAGGUUGCCUUUGAGGAACACAGAUGAGCUGGGCUUGGUGAACAGUGGCACCGUCCCCCUUCCAGGGUCCAGCAGAGGCCUUGAUUUGUCCUCCUAGUUGGGUCUCCCAGCAGCAGGUCGCGGCCCAGGCAACAGCUGCACACCCUGGGUGUCUCCUGCAGAAAGAGGCUCAGGGAAACGCUGGCUAGUGGCUGCACUGGAGGCUUCCUGCUGCGGCCCCAGCCCACCCCGUCCUCCACAUGGUGCCCUGAGCUGGAUUCUCACCCGUGUUCACAAGGUCCUGGCGGGUGACAGUGUAGACUCUGGGAAGUGGUCCCCACUCCCAGGGUUAGAAAUCCCCUCCUGUGCAAUGUGUGACUUCAGAAACUGGAAUAACCACGCCAGUCCCUUGGAGCAGUGAUAAAGGUGUUAACUUAAUGAACUCUGGUAGCUUCUCUAGCCACAUCCUUUGCCUCUUGCAAGGUUUUGUAGCUGGUUUUCAGCGCAUCCCCACGCUGCGGGGCAGACCCGCCAGGUGUUCGGCUCUCUGGUCUUCUCUGUCCGCUCCUUCCCCAGUUGGACCCUCGGGCGGGCGAAGGGAGUGUUGCCUCCCCAGAGGCGCCUGACUGGCGGCCGCUCCCUCCCUGGGCCUGGUUCCGGUGUCACUGGUGCGUUCUGUGCAGAGCAUAGUAAAGGUGUGCGCUGGGCUGCAGGGAGGUGGGGAACUGCGUGCUGUUCCCCUAGGCAGCCCUCCUGCAUCCCGCCCGCGAUGUGUCACCCUCGGCUUUCUGAGAAUGUGCUUACUUCACCGCUGCCAGCCCUGCUGCCCCCUGGUGCUUCCCGUCCCCCAAGGGAGCCGAGCGCGGUGAAGCUGCCCAGACCUGCCGCUCCCGAGCUGCCUCUGAGGGCUCGCACUGUGUGCACUCAGACCCUGCGCCCUGCGCCCUGGGAAGUGAAGAGGGCCCAGGGGGAAGGCCUGGCCUUGAGGCCUGAGCCCUGCCCUGGGCGACUGUGGCUCGAGGGCCUGGCCCGCUAGGGAGUGCGUCUCUCAGCUCGGGGAUGACCAGCGUCCACAUUCUGGCAGCGUGGGCUGUGUGGUUCCUGCCUGGCCUCACAGCCACUGACCCUUAGAACCCUCUUCUUUCCCGAGUGAACCGUUCAGAGGUCGUCAUUUUGAAAGGUCUAAGUACUUGCCGUUUACCAAAGAGGAAUUUUCGGUUUUUGUUCUAAAGCCAGGUCUGUUCAGGAAGGGCAGAUGGGGGAGCAAACUCCACAGCCUCUUCCAUAGCGACGCAGCCAGCCUCGGGCGGGAGAACUCUUUCCGUCUUUCCCUGGGGUUAGGGUCCUGGAAACUCUCAGGUAGGGAGAGCCUGCAGCACAUGGGUAAUAUAUGUUUGGAGAGCUAUUUAUAAGAAAUUUAAGAGGAUUGGGGUUUUUUUAUUAAAGAUUUAACCAUUUUUAUUUUGCAAAGAAAAAUUUAUAAUCACAAGUUUGUUAAUUUUUAAAACUUUUUCUCAAACAAUUAGCUGUAGCCAAAUUUUGUGGUUACAUUUUUGUAUUUUGGAAUUCGUAUUUUAGAAUAUGAAAAGCCAGUGUGUGUGGUAGAACUGCUGUUUGGUGUUUGUAAAGGUCUCCGCUAGGGUUAGGGUUUGCUAACUUCUAAAACUGUUAUUUUUCCCCCUAUGUCAAAAAGCCGAUUAUGGAUUUUUAUUUUUUAUUUUUUUUGGUGCCAGGGAUCGAACUUGGGUCCUUGAGCUUGCGAGGCAGGCGGCAGAACCACUGAGCUGAAUCCCCGGCCCCUGGAUUUGUACUUUUUUGGAUGCUAAUUUUUCUAUAAAGCACCUUACGUUCACCAGUCUUUCCUAUGUAGAAACCUCAAAGCUUAUGAGCUCUGUACUUUAAUAAAUGUAAAAUUGAAGACGA